UAUUGGGUUGAGUAUUAAGCCCUCACCAAACACAGAACAAAAAAGAAAAAACUGGAAUGCAAAUUGCAAUAUAUAAAUAGCUAAAACAUAGAAUCGCAAUCUCACUAUAAAUACAAAAGCCUUUUUUAAGUAGGAGAAGAAGAAGCAGCAGUAGCCCACCAGCCUUCUACCUUAUUCUUACCCCACCCUUCCCUUCUCUCUGAUUUGGGUCUUUCUUUCUUUCUUUUUUAUCAGUUUGCUUUUUGUUUUCGUUUCCUAAUUCUCUUCUAAAUUUCUCUUUAUCUGUGCUGUUUUACUUUUUUCUAUAUUCUUUUCAAGAUUGACAUCCCUUCUCUUCUCUUUUAUCCAUCAUAUUUAUCUUUACCUUAACUUCGCAUAUCCUUAUCUCACCCCUUCACUCCAAAAACCAUUCCCAUUCCUUUUUCUUCUUCUUCCUUUCUCUUAACAUCCAUUUCUUGUUUCUUUUUGGAACUAGUUUCAUCUUUUACUUUUCUCUACUGCAAGAAAAGGAGCUGAGAUGGCAGAUUGCAACAGAAAUGAAGACUUUUAUGCUUCUCAAGACCUUGAGGCGGCGUCCAUGACAAAGAAAUACGACGGACUCAAACCAAAGAAGAAGCCCUUGAUUUCAAAGGACCAUGAACGUGCUUUCUUUGAUUCAGCAGACUGGGCAUUAUGCAAGCAAGGAGCUGGCGUGAAUCAAAAAUCAACUGUGGCUGUAGAAACUUUGCGCCCAAAAUUACAGAGAACACCUCACCAGCAGCUCCCUCCAAGGAGACCGGCUUGCACAUCUGGUACUCAUGAUUGUUGAUUGCAUUAGUAUUAAGCCCAGUGUUUUGAUGUGUUGAAAACUGUUUCAUGAAAUUGUACACAAGUGUAGUUGGCCUUUGAAGCUUCAUGGGCUUUCAAUAAAAAGGAGCUUUCAUUAUUUGUUGCUA
Molecule: messenger RNA, 935 nt
Organism: Ricinus communis (castor bean)
Lineage: Eukaryota; Viridiplantae; Streptophyta; Magnoliopsida; Malpighiales; Euphorbiaceae
Exons: 7
Coding region: 518-808 (96 amino acids)
Source: RefSeq, a predicted model, not a curated record